AGUCAGUGAAAACCGGAAGAUCAAAUAGUGAGCAAGGCCAAAGAUAAGAACAAAACCAACCACAAGAGAAAGACAAACAGAGAUAAUGGAAAUGGAGACGUACGGGUCGAUGCCAAAGAUUGAACUCCACGCUCAUCUUAAUGGAUCCGCCAGAGACUCCACUCUCUUAGAACUUGCUAGAGGGUUGGGCGAGGAAGGUGUCAUAGUUUUCUCAGAUGUAGAGCAUGUUAUAAGGAAGAGUGAUCGUUCUUUAACGGAAGUGUUCAAGUUGUUUGACUUGAUCCACAUUCUUACCACUGAUCACAAGAUUAUUACAAGAAUCACCAAAGAAGUAAUAGAAGACUUUGCUUCUGAGAAUGUUGUGUAUCUGGAGCUAAGAACAACCCCAAAGAAAAAUAUUUCCAUAGGGAUGACCAAGCGCUCUUACAUGGAAGCUGUGAUAGAGGGUCUAAAGGCUAUUACUUCCGUGGAUGUUGAUUUUAUGCCUCAUGACGUGGACGCUCGAAGUGGCCUGAAUUCUCUAUCUACAGGCCGUACAUGUAAUGGAACAUCAAGAAAAAAGAUAUAUGUCAGACUUCUUCUGAGCAUUGACCGCAGGGAAACCACUGAGGCUGCAAUGGAGACAGUGAAGCUCGCGCUUGAACUGAGACAAUUUGGGGUAGUUGGCAUUGACCUUUCCGGAAAUCCUAUUGUGGGAGAAUGGGCCACAUUUUUGCCGGCACUAAAAUUUGCUAGAGAGCUGGGUCUUUGUAUAACCCUUCAUUGUGGAGAGGUACCUAAUCCAACAGAGAUACGAUCAAUGCUAGACUUUUUACCCCAGAGGAUUGGCCAUGCUUGCUGCUUUGAAGAAGCAGAAUGGAAGAAACUGAAAUCAUUUAAUAUUCCGGUUGAGAUUUGUCUGACAUCCAACAUCAGGACUAAUACAAUUUCUUCACUAGAUGUUCACCAUUUUGCUGAUCUCUAUAACGCAAAACAUCCUUUAGUCCUCUGCACCGACGAUGUUGGAGUGUUCUCCACCAGUCUUUCUGGCGAGUACAAAGUCGCUUCUUCUGCAUUUGGUCUUGGAAAGGGGGAAAUGUUUCAGCUAGCGAGAAAUGCAGUUGAGUUUGUGUUUGCUGAUGAUGGGGUGAAGAGGGAGUUAAGAGAGGUCUUUAAUUCAGCUGAAAACAGGCUGGAUUUAUUAUCAUGAUUGCAUUUCUGAGGGAUAUCUUGCUUCUUGUAGCUUUUCUUGUUUUCAGGUUUUUUGGCCUGGUCUGAGUGGUCAAUAUACUCUGCUAUUUUGGAUGGCUUAUAACUAAAACAGCACUUUAUAAACUAGGUAUUCUAGCGGCCGCCAUACCAUCCCUCCAUUUGUUUCGAGCAGAAUAUGACCUAGUCUUGAUAUUUUACUUUCAAAUUGAUUGUUUUUCAUUUCCAGGACUAUUAUUACUAGAGGGGAAAACACAUCAUUUACUGAUAGAAAUAACAUAUUCUUAGUAUUCCUACA
Molecule: messenger RNA, 1486 nt
Organism: Morus notabilis
Lineage: Eukaryota; Viridiplantae; Streptophyta; Magnoliopsida; Rosales; Moraceae
Product: adenosine deaminase-like protein
Exons: 12
Coding region: 86-1189 (367 amino acids)
Biological process (GO): adenosine catabolic process; inosine biosynthetic process
Molecular function (GO): adenosine deaminase activity
Source: RefSeq, a predicted model, not a curated record